ACACACACACACGCAAACGGAGCCGAAAGCUCGCUCCGCUCAGUCGCAGUCCCGGUCCUUUCCCUGCUGGUGGAUCGGAGCGAAGAGGCCACGGGCCGGCGUUGGUACACUUCUCCAGGCCAGACGCUCUCUCCUGACCUUAGCCGCAGUAAGACAGACAGACGGGGAGGAAUACUGAUGGCUGUGACCGACAUCCCAGAGGACGACCUGGAUGAGAUGAUGCGUGAAGAAGCGGAGGACGUCUUCUAUGAAGACGGAGUUUCUUCCCGCGUGCCGGAGAUCAUGGCGGCCGGCACCCACUCCCCCGGAGGGCCCAACGGCAUCAUACGGAGCCAGUCAUUCGCCGGAUUCAGCACUCUGCAGGAGCGGCGCUCUCGGUGUAACUCUUUCAUGGGCAACUCCGCGGUCCCGAAGAAGCCUCAGUCCAAGCCCAAGAAGCCCCACCUGUCGGGCCACAAGGCCGGCAGCAGCUCCAGAGAGCCACAGCCCAAAAGACUGGAGGAGGUUUACACGGCACUCAAACAAGGCUUGGAUGAAUAUCUUGAAGUUCAUCAAACAGAGCUGGAUAAACUUACAUCGCUAAUGAAAGACAUGAAGAGGAACUCUCGCCUGGGAGUGCUGUAUGAUCUUGACAAGCAAAUCAAAAGCAUUGAGAGGUACAUGAGACGCCUCGAGUUUCACAUCAGCAAGGUGGAUGAGCUGUAUGAAGCUUUCUGCAUCCAGAGCCGCCUGAGGGACGGCGCCAUCAGGAUGAAGCAAGCCUUCUCCUCCUCUCCCUCCACCAAAGCCACCAAAGAGAGCAUCUCAGAGGUCAACCGCCGGUACAAGGAGUACACUGAGAACAUGAGUGCUUUUGAGAGCGAACUGGAAAAUCUGCUUGGGGAGUUUCACAUCAAAAUGAAAGGAUUGGCAGGUUUCGCUAGGCUCUGUCCUGGAGACCAAUACGAGAUUUUCAUGCGGUACGGUCGGCAGCGCUGGAAGCUGAAGGGUAGAAUCGAAGUGAACUCGAGGCAAAGCUGGGACGGAGACGAGAUGGUCUUCAUGCCCCUCAUCUCCGAUCUCAUCAACAUCAAGGUGACCGAGCUUAAGGGUCUGGCCACCCACAUGCUUGUGGGCAGCGUCAUCUGUGAGACCAAGGAGCUGUUCACAGCCAUGCCCCAGGUGGUGGCUGUGGACGUCAAUGACCUGGGAACAAUCAAACUCAACCUGGAGGUGACGUGGUACCCCUUCGACGUCGAAGAUCUGACUCUGUCAUCCGGCAACUUGAGCAAGGCUGCAGCUCUCCAGAGACGGGUGUCGGUCUACAGCCAGGGUACUCCAGAGACCCCCACCUUCCAGGACAGCUCUUUCUUUUGGCCGCCAUAUCCCGUCGAGCGCCAGCGCCUCUCCUUCCUCCACAUGCUGCGAGAAACGCUGCUGGAGAAGCUAAGGCGCAGCCGCUCUUUUGGUGACCUGGCCUUGCUGCGGCCAAGGCCCAGAUCCAGUCUGGAGGUCUAUUCCACUUUACCGGACGAUGUCUUUGAGAACGGCGGCUGCGGCGUGGCCGAGUGCAAACGUCUGUCCUUCACCUUCUCUGACACCUCGGGCUCGUCCCCCAGCCCCGCCCAGAGCUCCUUCUCCCAAAGCCAGUCCAACCCCGAGAUCACCGUCACUCCUCCAGACACCGAUUCGUUGCCCACCCCCAUCCUCCACACCAGGGAAGACUCCAUUGCAGAGGAGCAUUUAGUGGAGGAGGAGGAGGAGGAGGAGGAGGAAGAGGACGUGUAUGAGGAGGACGGGGAGACGGACAGCAGAGGGAGCAGGAACAGUGCCAGCCUCGCCAGUGACGACGCGGACGUUGCCGACUCGGAGUGGGAGCGCACGGAGUCCCAGCGCAAUUCCAUGUCCAACUGCGGCUCGGCUGCGGCGUCGCUGUGUUCUGACGGACGCCUGUCCACGGUGGCUCCGGAGGACGUCUUCCUGGAUCACGCUGACGAGCUGAAGCCGGUGGAGCUGGACACAGAGGAGCCGGGCAACCUGACCAGACAGCUGGUGAAGAGGCUGACGUCUUCGGAGAUCGUCUCGCCGGCCGGAGGCUCGGCGGAGGGCGGAGGGAGCCUGGGCUGGGCGGGAGAGGGGAGCAGGGCUUUCCUGGAGAGCAGCCUGGAGGAGGCCAUCCACAGCCUGCUGACAAAGCUGGAGUCGCUGACGCACCGCUGCAGGGAGCUUCAAGACCUGGAGCAGGAAGUGAUGCGCCUGGAGGACCUCCUCAAGUGUCGUCUGCCGGGACACAGAAGUCGGUCGUCCAGCCUCAGCCUGACGGUGGAAAGCGCCCUGGAGAGUUUCGACUUCCUCAACACGUCUGACUUCGAUGACGACGACACUGGAGACGACAACACUGGCAUCAGCAGCCCCCCACAGAAGUCUCCCCCCUUGGAUACAGAGGCAGAAAGGAUUGAGAACCAACACCCAGAGGCCAGGGGACACCUGAGUGAAGCCCUGACCGAGGACACCGGCGUUGGGAACAGCGUAGCAGGGAGUCCGAUGCCGCUCACCACUGGAAACGAAAACCUGGACGUGGCCAUCGUCAUCCACCUUCAGUACUGCAUUCACCUCAUCCAGACGUUGACCAGCAGCGUGGGCGUCUGGCGGCGCCGCGGUGUUCUCCUCAAGCUGUCCAGACAGACGCAGCUGCUGGAGGAGCUCGCAGAGAUCAGCGGGGACAGGCUGGGAGCCGUCACCUCCGCCGCUGAUGUCCUCCCGAGCCUGGCGGAGCGCCCCCAGCUGAUGACUCUGUGGUCAGAGUGCAGCGGCUCUGCGGGGCUUUUCCACACCACGCUGGACCGAGUCUUCAGACACAUGAACCAGCGCUACGCGGCGGUGCUGCAGAAGACACACCCCCAUGGCGCCGACACAGUGAUUGGCAUGGUUGUGGGUGAGAUGGUGGACAGGAGCAACCUAGCUGCGGCACACGGCCCCCCUGCUCCUGCUGCUGCUCCUGCUGCUCCUGCUGCUGCGCUGUCCGAGGACGUCCUGACCGUGUUUCAGUUCCACAGCUACGUCUUGCAGCACGACGUUCAGGACAUGGAGAUUCACCUGUUGCACUUGGCCAGAGAAGAGGGCUUUGCGGCGGUCCUGUGCAGUGGUGAUCACUCUGUGUGUCUAGCACAAAUGGAGGAGGUGCCUUGGUCAACUCUCUGGCCUCUGAACAGCACCCUGAGGGCCCUGGCCUCCCUGCUCACCGCAGAGGACCCCCAGGUCAGCAAGGCAGCGGCCAACUACCUCUCCUCUGGAGCAUCAGACAGACACUUCAGGACCAGGGCGGUGGAGUACUACACCCAGGCUCUGUCGGAGGCUGGGGAUCAGAGCCAGAGGGCGGCCUGCUCGGCUCUUAGCUGUCUUCAGGCAGUGGAGAGCCUCCGGGCCGUCGUAGCGCUGUGUGAUUCAGCUGACGAGGAGCUGCGCCAUGUGGCCAUAGAGACCCUGCUCACAUUUGGCGAAGAGGGGCGGCUGGCGUACGAGCAGCUGGACACCGUGGUCGGGGACAUGAUCCGUCUGGGCACGCGGAGAGGAAACGCCGUCACCACCGCCUUCUGAGCCGCCGAGCCACUUAAAACCUAGCGACGCCGGCCCCGAGGAGCUCUGAAGGGGACGACGUCGAGCGCGCACCGCACAACCCUCUGAGCUGCUCCGCUCGUUAGUUUCACGGGAAGAAGGGAUUCCUGUUCGCAACUGCCUCUGGAAGAGAACGAGCACCAAACAGACGGUCUUAACACACACACAACCUCUAUACCCCGUCCUGCAUCCAGACCAUGACUUGUUUUACUUUAAUAUGAGAUACUCCCCACACUCCUUACCUUGCUUUCUGAGCCAGGCAGGGCAGUAAGGCUGAACUGGAAGCGAAGCUGAGACUUGAAGCUGCUGCUGCUGCUGCACAGACUGUGGAUAUCCCUGCAAAGCAUCCUCUCCUUGUAAACGGGCACACAACAACCACAUCACCUACUGUUAAGGAAUCUGUUCAUAGCCACACACUGAUGUGUCUCUUAAUAUUUUUUGUGAUUUUUUUUUUUUUUUUUUUUUUUUUUUUUUUUUUUUAUAAUUCUUGCAGCAUGUUUUAGUUGGUGGUCCUGCGUUGAUUUUGGGUGCUUUCAGAAGAUCGCGCCACUCGGGCUUGUAAAUACAGCGUCUUUCACGCGGCUGGAAAGCACACCUGCUCGUCGCCACGGUGUAAUUUAAUCCAUGUUUUCUGGUACGUUCCGUUUGAUAUUUCAGGGAUUGUUUGCAGCGGCUGAAAGACGUGCGUCAGUGGGGGGGG
Fundulus heteroclitus (mummichog) is the source of this 4294-nucleotide messenger RNA. It is a transcript of the gene ripor2, whose product is annotated as RHO family interacting cell polarization regulator 2. The record is from RefSeq and is a predicted model, not a curated record. NCBI's taxonomy places the organism in Eukaryota, Metazoa, Chordata, Actinopteri, Cyprinodontiformes, Fundulidae. The coding region runs from base 178 to 3576 and encodes 1132 amino acids. The transcript is spliced from 23 exons.